AAAAGCAAACCUUUUCCUUCUACUUUCACGUAAUCAGUUUCAACCAACCAAACAUGUGGCAACAUCGUGCACCAAAAGAGGACCAGCUGAGGGGGGCCAGACUCACUCUGCCCAUCCUGACCAACAGCCGAAGCCUGGUGAGCAGCAGCUCACAGCUUCAGAGGAGCUCCAUCCUGAAGCUCGAGGACGAAAUAAUCUGUCUGGGUGAAGAUAUUUCUCGGAUCCCUUCCAUCGUGCACGGCGGCAUGACUCAUCUCAGCUCUCGCCACAUGGAGGUCGGUCGAUGGCAGGCCCUCAUCUCUGAGUGUAUUAACCAAGUGAAACGAGAAAUCCGUGCUUUGGAGCAGGAGAAAGAUGCCACUGAGGGUUAUCUUCAGGAGAGGCAGCUGUACGCUCAGCUCAUAAACAACUGUGUGGUGCUCAGUAACAGUUUGAGCUCCGCGGACCGACUGAAUCCUGUCCUCACUGAGCUGAAGAAAGAGCAACAGCUGAUCAGCGAGAUCAGUGAACUGCUGCAGAAUCAGAUCGUUGUCCUGCUCAACAAACAAAGCUCUCUGAAGAACAUUCGCACUCAGCUGCUGUCAGAUUUUCUCGACAAGAGUGAAGCCAUCAAGGUCACCACCAGAUGUAUCGGCCAUCAGCUCAGCUCCAGCCUGCCCGCCAUCCAAUACAAGCCCGACCACGCGAGCUACGACCAGUGGCUGUCGCGCUGCAGGGAGCUGAAGCAGGCAGCUGAUGACCUACUGAAGGACUCUUCAACCUUCAGAGGAAACCUGCGCUUCACCCUGGCCAAUCUAAAAAACACACAAGAGUGCCAACGCCGCAGCACGGGUGCCUCUAUGAGGAAGAAGAUCCAUAAGUUGCACAAGACCCAGGAGCUACUGAUCUGGGAGAGGCACCAGAUCGGGAAUGAGAUUUCUGAUUUGACAGAAGACGUGUGGAAAGUGGCAGGUCAGAUCAGGAACUGUGAUUCCAGGAUGCAUCAGGUCACCAGCCGCCUGGACAUCCUCAACCAGAGACCUGGAAAUGAGCGCUGCCUGGACCACCCUCACAUCAGCUUCACACUGGAGAAACGUGACCUGGAAAAAAUGUCAGCUGAACUUCGUUCAGUCCUGAAGAACUCUCAGCAGGACCUGGCGCUCACACAGCACCGCCUCAAGCUUCUAGAGAGCAAAAUAGCUAAAAAUGCUCAACACCUGGAGACACAGCAGAGGUGCCAGAACCUGCACCAGAGUUUCCUGCCUCCUCGUGGCAGCACCGUGAUCCUCGGCAACAGACCCCAGCUCCACACGGCCCCGGGCUGCUCCAGACCCCAAAUUCAGUAGAUCAGAGUGCGCUAGUGCUCUACUGCCAUCUGGAGGCUUUU
This is a messenger RNA of Stegastes partitus (bicolor damselfish), 1366 nucleotides long. RefSeq names its product tektin-4-like. The transcript has 9 exons. The record is from RefSeq and is a predicted model, not a curated record. Gene Ontology annotation, biological process: cilium assembly; cilium movement involved in cell motility. Bases 54 to 1325 code for a protein of 423 amino acids. Gene Ontology annotation, cellular component: microtubule cytoskeleton; nucleus. NCBI's taxonomy places the organism in Eukaryota, Metazoa, Chordata, Actinopteri, Pomacentridae.